AGAAAUAGCAGAGCUUCCAAACCUAUCCAGGGAGGACUCUGUUUGUCCAUCCAUCUUCAGUGGGGCCACAGUGGUGACUUACAAGGACAAAGUCUGUGAGAAAGAGACCCUGCUCAUCCAGAGGCUGCAAGAAGAGGCCCGAGUUUGAGAUCCCAGCCUCGUGCGUGCAUCAGGUGCAGUUCUUUCUUCCGCAUUCCCGUGGAAGCUCACAUGGACAGAGCCGCAUAAUCAGAAAGGCUUACCCGGAGGACUUCUACGUGAGGAUGAUGGAUGAAUGCUACCAGACGUGGGCCCAGCUGGAGCGCGAGGCGGGAACCCAACUGCACAGGCAGACUGAGCUCUUGUUGCUGGGAAUGAAGGAGAAUCCAGAAUUGAAAACAAUCCAGGCCACUCUGUCCAGGCAGGGGAUCGAGCAUGAGUGUCUUUCAUCAGCGGAUUUAAAGCAACGUUUCCCAAACAUUCGGUUCACCGGGGGAGAAGUGGGGCUCUUGGACAAGACCGGAGGUGUUCUCUAUGCAGACAAGGCCCUCAGAGCCCUCCAGCAUGUAAUUCGCCAGCUCGGAGGCACGGUGUGUGACGGAGAGAAGGUGGUAGAGAUAACACCUGGUCUACCUGUCACAGUGAAAACCGCCUUGAGAAGCUAUCAAGCCAACACCUUGGUCAUCACUGCUGGUCCUUGGACCAACCGAGUUCUCCGUCCCCUGGGAAUUGAGUUGCCUCUCCAGACCCUUAGGAUCAAUGUGUAUUACUGGCGAGAGAAGGUCUCUGGGAGCUACAGUGUAUCACAGGCUUUCCCAUGUAUUCUGAGUCUGGGCCAGGCUCCCCACCACAUCUAUGGACUUCCAGCAUCAGAGUACCCAGGGCUGAUGAAGAUCGGCUAUCACCAUGGUGACAGUGUGGACCCAGAGGAGCGGGACUGCCCCACAACCUCCUCAGACAUCCAAGACGUUCAGAUUCUAUGCCACUUUGUCAGAGAGCACAUGCCAGGCCUCCAACCCGAGCCAGACAUCAUGGAGCGCUGUAUGUACACGAACACGCCUGAUAAGCACUUCAUUCUUGAUUGUCACCCGAAGUAUGGCAACAUUGUCAUCGGUGCUGGAUUCUCUGGGCACGGAUUCAAGUUGGCCCCCGUUGUGGGCAAGAUCCUCUAUGAGCUAAGCAUGAAAUUACCACCAUCUUAUGACCUGGCACCGUUUCGGAUAAGCCGCUUCUCUACAUUGAGCAAAGCCCACCUUUGACCCCAGCUGACUCUCUCCCGCGGGGGGACAGCCCUCAUGGGGAUGACUUCUGGGAGAAGGAAGUGGCCUUGCCAUGUUUCCGUUCCGUCUGCUUCUGUAAACACCAAAUGAUUGACCCUCUUUUCACAGUCAUCCUCCCUUCCCAUCCUCAGAAAAUCAGCCAGAGACUCACCAUCACAGACCAGCAAGGAGCUUACCGAGAUGGGCUCAGUACGCUAAGGGGCUCCUUAAAUUUCUCUUUGCUGGGACGUUGGAUGAACUUGAGCAUGCUCUAAUAAAUGAAUAUUUGCCAGAAAGAAAAUGUUGCUGAAAAAAUAAACUGCAUUGCACAAUG
This is a messenger RNA of Microtus ochrogaster (prairie vole), 1572 nucleotides long. It is a transcript of the gene Pipox, whose product is annotated as pipecolic acid and sarcosine oxidase. NCBI's taxonomy places the organism in Eukaryota, Metazoa, Chordata, Mammalia, Rodentia, Cricetidae. The coding region runs from base 264 to 1238 and encodes 324 amino acids. Gene Ontology annotation, cellular component: peroxisome. The transcript has 8 exons. Gene Ontology annotation, molecular function: flavin adenine dinucleotide binding; L-pipecolate oxidase activity; sarcosine oxidase activity. The record is from RefSeq and is a predicted model, not a curated record.